ACCCAUUUUUCAAAGCUUGUGUUAAAUUACUGGUAUCGGUGAGUGGCGCUUGCUUCCCAGCGGCUCUUCAGAAUUACCCAUUGACAAAAAAGCUGAAGAAGGUUGCGUCGUUUUUAACUUGUGAGAUUACUGAAUAAGUUGUAGUACCUCACAAGGUCACGAUACUUUUUAUUUUCGUCCAGUGUCUUUAACAUAUGUGCGAAUGGAUUUUACGCGUAGAUAUGACGUCCAGUUGAACGCUCGUGUUGGGUACCAGUAAUUCAUUGCACUGUGCGAUUUUUUUAAUAAUAAAGGAAAACAAAAAAUUUAUUUUCCUUUUGGUAGUGGGAAGAGGUCGGCAAGUUUAUUCAAUAAAUGACGUUCUACAAAAGCAGGUUGCUAAUCAGGUACUAAACUAAAAGACGUGGUGGUUCCAGUUAUUUUUCGUGCGCGCUUUGGUGUACAUACAAUAUGACAAAAUCACAAAUAUCCUGUGGGAAUUUUUUUAAUUAUUUUACCAUUAUUGUUUUAUUAGGUAAAAUACACGGUGGAUCCGCACAAUGUACGACACCAAAUGAAAAACGAGGAAAUUGCAUUCCCAUAAGAGAAUGUCCUGCGCUGUUAGGUAUUUUGGAAAAAGGUGUGAUCAAUCCUGACGAGAUUCAGCUACUCCAACAAUCUCAGUGCGGAUAUAUCAGGAACCAACCGAAAGUCUGUUGUGAAGUUGAAACUAGUCAACCAGUAAAUCCAGACGUACAGACAAGUGAACUUCUACCUGCCCCUGGGGUAUGUGGAAAAAUAUUGGCACCAAGAAUAGUCGGUGGUAAAGUUGCACGCUUAGACGAAUUUCAAUGGAUGGCACUCAUCGAAUAUUCAAAGCCGACAGGCAGAGGUUUCCACUGCGGUGGUGCGUUAAUUAGCGAUCGUUACGUUCUAACAGCAGCCCAUUGUAUUAAGAACAUUCCGAGAGGAUGGAGAUUGGUAAGUGUUCGUUUAGGCGAACACAAUUUACAAAGUGACAUAGACUGUGAAGAGUACUGCGCGGAUCCUCCACAAAAUGUCGCAGUUGAGGAGUCAAUUCCUCAUGAGCUCUACGAUCCUAAAAGUAUACACCGGUAUAAUGAUGUGGCUGUACUUCGACUUCAGCGACCGGUAGCAUUUACAGACUACAUAUUUCCCAUUUGCUUGCCAUCUACUCAGAAUACAGCCUACGCAGGGCUCACCAUGACAGUUGCUGGAUGGGGUCGUACUGAAAACAGAUCUCAAAGUGUUUCAAAGAUGAAAUUAGAUGUUCCAGUAAGACCACAACAAGAAUGCAUAUCAACGUACCAAAAGGCGAAGGUGGAGCUCAGAGAAGGGCAAAUAUGUGCCGGCGGAGUUAAAGGAAAGGAUUCGUGUACCGGUGACAGUGGCGGUCCGCUUAUGUAUGUAAAUCAAACGGAGUUUGAUCAAAUUUACUUUAUUACUGGCAUUGUAUCAUUUGGACCAUCUAACUGUGGAUUACAAGAUUGGCCCGGUGUUUAUACGAAGGUUGUUGACUAUAUCCCAUGGAUUAUUAAUAAACUAAAACCGUAGUCGUUUGUAUAGUUAGCUUAAGGUUUAGUCAUAUAAUUUAGUGUAAUUAUUAAGGUUUUACAUUAUUAACAUCAAAGUUUUUUAUGAA
Messenger RNA from Photinus pyralis (common eastern firefly), 1642 nucleotides. Its product is annotated as serine protease easter-like. Bases 451 to 1554 code for a protein of 367 amino acids. The record is from RefSeq and is a predicted model, not a curated record. Lineage: Eukaryota; Metazoa; Arthropoda; Insecta; Coleoptera; Lampyridae. The transcript has 7 exons. Gene Ontology annotation, biological process: proteolysis. Gene Ontology annotation, molecular function: serine-type endopeptidase activity.